AGCAUGACCAAACUCGCACUGCGCACCCUGCACAGCACCUACUUAAGAAAGAAAGUUUUUCUCCAGGAAGAUCGAGGAGCAGCUGGAAGCGAAGUGGUCGUUCAAAGCGGUUUCGAAGGCGACGUGGAAGCCAUAUAUUCGACGCAGCGUUUCGGCUUCUGGACCUUUAUUUUCGCGGUGUGCAUGUUGCUGUUUUCUUGUAUUUGUUUUCCAUUGGUUCGUUAUAUACCCUUGUUGAAGCUUUUCAUUCAAAGUCGAUCGAAAAAGGGAAGGGACAAGGGAUACCAGCUUGUUUCAAAGGUGUUCAGGGAACACGGAAGAGUGCCUCCGACCUUCAAGAAGUACAAGAAAAUACAUCGGAAACUUGGUCCAGAAGGGGAUCCGCUGUUGAUGCUGAAACAUUGA
This is a messenger RNA of Soboliphyme baturini, 405 nucleotides long. Lineage: Eukaryota; Metazoa; Nematoda; Enoplea; Dioctophymatida; Soboliphymatidae. The record is from the annotation of a GenBank genome assembly.